UUCUGAUGACGAGUGGGAUAACCUGUUCGAUACAAGUCAACAUGUUAAUGAUUCUGACAGCAAACAGGAUUUUGAUAAUAUACAAGGUUCUAAUAAUGAUCAAGUUUCUAAUAAUAAACAGGGUUUUGGCAAUGAAAAGAAUUCUGAUGAUGAAUGGGAUUCUGAUUCUUUAAACGAAUGGAAGUUUGAUGAACAAAUUAUUUUGAAUACUAAAGAAAUUCCAGAAAAUACUAAAGAGAUCGGAAAGCCACGAUUAACCAAAUUGGGUAAAUCAAAUGCAGAAAUCGUGGCAAAGGUCAAAUAUCGUCUUGAAUUUGAGGAAUAUCCAGAAACUUCUGAUAAUAGAGUUGCCUGUAUCUAUAACGUAGCUGGCAUGGACCCUGAAAAAGCACUUGAAAUUUUUGACCUUAAGAAUAUACAAUAUUCAUACAAAGAAGGAACUGCUCGUAAAAGUGUCUAUUGCCCUUUUUUAAAAAUAAAAGUUUAUAAAAAGACACAGGCUUGCCGUAGUAUUAAAAUAUGUCAAUUUGCUGCGUCUGAACUAGUAACAAUGAUACAUACAUCUGUGAACUUUGAUGAUAACCUUUUCAAAAAGAUAUUUGAUGCAAAUGAAUUGUCUUUAGAUACAAAUACUUUAAAUGCAUUUGCCGUAGCACAUAAAACUUCAUGUGGGUUUAUUCAUUCUCAUACUAGAAUUCGUUGUGAUGGCAAGCCUAAACUUGAAAAACAUUAUCAGCACGAAGAUGAUACUUCAGAGCCCACUUAUUUUAUUGGUUGUGAAAAAUUUAGAAAUGGAGAACAUGGUCACCAGUAUCAAAGUUUGUCUGAACAAAUUAAUAUUAGAUAUUUAAAAAGGCUUUUUCAAGAGCAUACAUAUUAUAUCGACGGAAUUAUAGGAGAGGUUUCAAAUUUAGUUCGAUAUUGCUAUUUAGUAUAUCCUUUUAGUGCGCGAGCAAAAAAAUGCUCUGCGAUUCAAAAUGAUUUAAAGAGCAUUAUAGAAGAAGAAAAUAUUUUGGAUUUAACAGCUAGAAGAUUAAUUACUU
This is a messenger RNA of Racocetra persica, 1043 nucleotides long. The record is from the annotation of a GenBank genome assembly. Lineage: Eukaryota; Fungi; Glomeromycota; Glomeromycetes; Diversisporales; Gigasporaceae.